AUGCCCGUUCUGCCGUCAGCUUUUCCCACAGACAUCCUACUGGAUCGAAGCGUGACGGCAACGAAUCUCAGUAGCCAUGCCGUGAAAGUUGUGUGUGCGUGGCCAGUGUCAGGCCAGUAUGGCCCUGGCACAAGGUUCCUUUUCUACGCCCUUAUCAGUGCCUGUUUCUUCGGUAGGGAAGUCGAGUGGUUGAGAGCAGCUUGUUUGGCGGCUGCUUUGCUGUUCCCCGCCGUUGCUGCUCUUCAUGGCAUUGUCAUUGCCGCUGUCCAUGUCAACGGCGCUGUCGAUAUGGAUGUAUAUGGAGCUUUCCAGGUUUGCUCCAUCGGCAUUCUCCUCGCUCCGGUCACGGUCAUGCUAUCUCGAAGCUAUUUUGAACAGGCAGGGAGUAGUAUAAUUAUCCUGUGGACAGCACUGAUCCUCGCCGGACUACUAAGCCUGACCGUGGAGUUCUUCCGAACGAAAUCAACACGUUGCACCCGCAACGACACGGGCAUCCUGACCCCGAUCAAUGCUCGAGAUUUUCAAUAUGGCAAUGAUACCUGUGGACUCAUAUGCUCAGUCGACCAGGGUCCUUUCUCUCCCAUGCGACGCGGCUCUGCAAACAACAUCUAUGUGAUCCCGGCUCCAGACAAGCUAACCUUCAACGCUGCCACUCUCCUUGCUGCCGCCUGCUGUGUACCCGCCCUCCUCCUCAUCAUCUCUAACUGGAACAAGAUUCGUGAGGCCAACGCCUUGGAGUCAAAACGCCUCAAAGACAGGACGGACGAUCACGAGCCUGAGGGCACAGACUUGUUCUGCACCUGCGGCAAUCAUGAGCCUGAAAGUGCCGGGAAUCGACGGACUCGCAAUUUCGUGGCCACUCCCAUAUUUGGAGCGGCGAUCCUCUCAAUCCUUAUCAUUGGGGAGUGGAAUUUCUUCAGUGAGCAGGUUGCGUACCAGACUGAGCCCAUAGCGAGUAUAGGCCAAUGGGCACCCAUUGUCGGAACGGGCCUGGCGUUGGUUGGCUCAGUAUAUGUGCUUCUCGCGAAGGACAUCGUUUUUGAAAAGAGAGAACAAGAGAAACGAAAGCAGGAGAAGAAGGAAGCAGAGGACAGGAGGGACCAAGAAAAGACGAACCCGUCUGUGCAGCAUGUCGAUGGUGGUAAUGACGAGCCGACUACACCUGCGCCGGCGUCGGCGCCGGCGAAUCCCACAUCCGCUGGCGACAAUGACCGUUGCCCCAAUUGCGGUCGAGUCGUGGCACGCGAUACCAAUUGGACUAGAGGGCGAUCUCGAGGUCGGAAAGCCAUGCGAGUUCUCUCGGACUGGCGAAGACGAGGGACGCGAGCCAUGAUCAAGCUGGUCGACUUCAUCGGCACCGCCGCCGAAGACACGUUUGAGAACAAAAAGUUCCGACAGGCGAAAGAGAAGUGGAUCCAGUAUCCCGGGGAGAAGUACAAGAACCCUGCCUUGCGCGAGACGGUAGAUCAAUACCGACGCUCAAGGGACCUCUCCAGCAGCGCGAAUGAUCAACCGCGGUCAAGAAGUGCCAGCGUACAGUCGAGACGUGACGCACAGCUGUCCCGGCUCGAGACUGGCACAACGAUUACAAACAAUAGCACCAAUCACAGCGGCGGCGGCGGACAAAGGUCGUCGACGACGUCGUCAGGCGCACCUCUCCGGCGUGGCACAACAGACAGCCUGCAAGUGCCACCAUCGAUACACCACGCCAGAACCAGAGACAGCUUGCCUCCCGUGUCGCCCACCGAGCCCGAGGUGCUCGUUCGGGGCAGAGGUAACCGGCGGCCUUCGGUCGUUGUCAGUGAUGCUGAAGAAGGCUUCAGCCUUGCGUCGCCGUCGUCGUCAUCGCCGCGACACCUCCGUUCCGAUUCCCAACCCACCAUGUCACUGCCUCGACCACCUCAUUCGUGGCAUUUGCGCAGCCGACAAGGCACCGUAUGA
Messenger RNA from Exophiala spinifera, 1941 nucleotides. RefSeq lists its product as uncharacterized. Bases 1 to 1941 code for a protein of 646 amino acids. NCBI's taxonomy places the organism in Eukaryota, Fungi, Ascomycota, Eurotiomycetes, Chaetothyriales, Herpotrichiellaceae. The record is from RefSeq and is a predicted model, not a curated record. The transcript has 6 exons.